Molecule: messenger RNA, 528 nt
Organism: Ichthyophthirius multifiliis
Lineage: Eukaryota; Ciliophora; Oligohymenophorea; Hymenostomatida
Product: lsu ribosomal protein l21p, putative
Exons: 2
Cellular component (GO): mitochondrial large ribosomal subunit; ribosome
Molecular function (GO): structural constituent of ribosome
Source: RefSeq, a predicted model, not a curated record
AUGGACAAAAAAUAUGUAAGAAUAAGAAAUGAAUGGUAAAAAGCCCUAUAAAAAAAAGCACAUAGAAGAGAAAGAAUAAAAGAAAUAAAAGCAACUAGACCAGAAAUAUAACCUGAAAAUUAAAAAUUAGUUAUUCAUUAACCUUUGAAAGGUAUUUAAUAUCCUGCAAAAGAUGAUGAGAUAUUCGCAGUAGUAGAAAUUUUAGGAUUUUAAUAUAAAGUUUUAUAAGAUGAUAUGUUAACAGUAGAUUGGUUAAAAGAAUAUGAUAUUAACUAAUAAAUUAUUUUUGAUAAAGUUCUUGCUAUAGGAACUACUGAUUAUACAGCUAUUGGUCGUCCUUAUAUUUCUACUGCAAAAGUAUAAUAUAUAUAUUUGUAUAUAUUGAAAAAAAACAUAUUUAAUGAAAAAAGGUCUAUGCAACUGUAGAAUAACAAACUUAGACAUAGAACUAUGAUGACUGUUUUAAGAGUUGAUAAAGUCGAACAUAUUUUAGAUGAAAGUAUCCUUUAAAAAGCAGUAGGUCUAUGA